Didymodactylos carnosus is the source of this 2964-nucleotide messenger RNA. The record is from the annotation of a GenBank genome assembly. Lineage: Eukaryota; Metazoa; Rotifera; Eurotatoria; Philodinida; Philodinidae.
AUGACUAAUUGGAAUCAUAAUCGUCUGGAUGAGGAAAUAGACGAUAUUAAUGAAGAUGCAUUUGAUGAUGAAACAGACAGAAUAGUAAAUAAUCAGUCAAGAGAUUCUGUCAAAUUGCGUAGAACAGAGUCAACAAAUAAUCCAGUUCUUCAUCGAGCAUUAUCUACAGUAUCAGCAAAUCAAUCGCUUGUAUUUAAUCAACGUACAACAAUCGCCAAAAAUUUUCGACGAAGUAGUGUCAACGAUCAAAUUGUUACCAUCAAUCAUGUGGAAGCUGAUGCCUCAUUUGUGCUAACCGAUUUAAACUCAUUAAAAGAGGAAAUACGCACGCGUGUUAUGGAUAGUUUAGUUGAUCAACCAACAAUGACGGCAUUAGAAGAAACAAGUAAAUUUUUCUAUUUGUUUUUCAAUUAUUUGUAUGCUGUUGUUACACGAAUGGAAUAUAUUUUUUUAGAACGUUUAAACUGGUGGUGCUCAAACAAAUUACAGUGUCCUAAACUUUAUCCAUUAUUAACAAGUGGAGAUGGCAAUUGUUUGUUACAUGCAACAUCUUUGGCUAUGUGGGGAUUUCAAGAUAGAUCUCUAGUUAUGCGGAAAGCGCUGAAUGAAACAUUGAUCACAUCAAAGCCGAAUAAUUCUUUGUAUCGGAGAUGGCGAUGGGCACAGUCUGUUCAAAACAAAAAAUAUGGUUUGGUAUUUUCUGAAGAAGAAUGGGAUUCUGAAUGGAAAAGUUUGUUAAAACUAUCCUCGACUGAACCAAGAACAUACCAGUGUAAAACAUCAAAUUCAACUGCAAAUAAUAAUUCAAACGUUUUUGAUGAUUCAAAUCGUAAUCCGAAGUUACCAAAUACAACGACUACAACAACAUCAAAUGUGAUUACGUCUUAUACACCAUCGUCUAUGACGAACACGACAACAACCCAAUCAACAUCGACCAAUAAAACAUCACCAUCAACUACAGUAAACAAUAAUGUCAAACAAUAUUAUGAAAGUUUAGAAGAAAUGCACGUUUAUGUACUAGCUAAUAAUAUAAGACGCCCAAUUAUUGUUUAUUCCGAUACGAUUUUACGUGAUCAUUCCGGCGAGGCAGUUUCGCCUAUAAAUUUCGGUGGCAUUUAUUUUCCGCUAGAAAUUCCUCCUGAAAAAUGUUAUCAGUCACCCGUGUUUCUCGCGUUUGACGCAGCUCAUUUUAGUGCUUUGGUACCAAUGGAACAAAAUAGUAAAAUGAAAUUAACAUAUCGUAUUCCACUGAUUGAUGCUGAUACGUUAGACUUAUUACCGCUUCACUUUGCUGUCGAUCCGGGACCAUCUUUUCGUUGGCCAAUUAAUGAAGAACUGUCCGAUAAUGUUAUUCAGCAAUAUGAAUUGCACGGUGAACGUCGACUGAAAUUAUUGGAGAAAUAUUUAAGUUUAUGUAAAGAAUUUACAUCUCUGACCACAUUAUUCCCAUCAACUUCCACAGCAAACGGUGCAACACCAUCAACUGCCUCUUUUACUCAACAGCAAAUGAAUGAAGAAUCUAAUAAUAUUGAUAUGUCAACAACAAAUGUAUCUGAAAUGAAUGAGUCAUUGAAUUCUGCUACAUCGGCAAUACCAAAUAUAAAUAAAAAAAUACCAAAACCAUUAAAUAAUUUUGGUAAAAUAAUUCGUCGUGCAUUCAUUGAGCCAUUUUCACAAUCAAAACGAGCUGCAGCGGCCACAGCGCUACGUAAUGAACAACAAAUGUUAGGCGAUGCUGUAAGGUCACAAAACGCAUCAACAUUUGAGAAUGAAAAUGAUGAUGAGUAUUUAAAUCAAUCAUCAUUAUCACUAUUGAAUCCCCGUACAAAUAUUUUAACAGUCAUAAUGGUAAAUUUUCAGCCAAAACGACCUCGAGCUUGUGAUAGUAUGAUUAAAAAUUAUAUUGACACAUGUAUUCGAGAAUAUCGCGAAGAAUUGAUAAAGCAACAACGACAAAAUACGGAUGUAAAUGAUAUAGUCAAAGAACAAACAUUCAUAUUACCACGUCAACAAACUGAAAAUAACAACAGUUAUAAUCGUAAUGUCACAACUACAAAUAAUGAUUCAGUUUUAAGAAUAUCAAAAAACAAUAAUUUAGCAAUAAAUCAACCAUCUUCGUCUUCAUCGGCAAUAGUUAAUAAUAGUCAACAAUAUUCUGAUUUUUACACGAAGAACAAAGACAAUAAUGCAUCCCCACAACCAAUACACUCGACAGUACGAUCGAUUCAAACUCGAAAUUCUGCUAAUAAUUCUCCUAACUUAAAUGAAAAGAAUAUAAACUUAAAUAAUCAGACUGCAAUUAGAAAAUUACCACAAUUGCCAUCUCAGUCUAGUGGAUCCUAUGCUGUAAAUGUUAAUUCAUUAACAAAACAAUCAAAUAUAAAUUAUCAGACGCCUGCACGAUCUUAUCACCAAGUGGUUGACAACAACAAUGCGGAGCCGGAGGAAGAAAAUAAAUUUUCAACUCAAUAUGGUUACGUUAGGACACAAGAACAUCAGCAACAUCCUCGUAUUGCUGAUGUACCUCAAAGUAAUAGUUCGGAAUUUUCAAAUCGUCAUCAAUAUUCAAUUGCUCCGCCAGACGGCUAUAGUUAUACUGAUAGUAAAUUAAAUGGAAACAUUUCGUCUUACUACGAAUCUAAGAAUGGAAAUAGUCAAAAGCCGAUACAAAUGUCACCUAUAAUGACUCCUGUUAAACGUCAACAAUCAUUGAACAAGAUACGAUCAACACAAAAUACAUCUAUUAAUUCAAUAAAUUCACCUACUCGUAUAGUAACACCGCAAAUGAUAGACAACAAUCGAUAUAUUAAUAAUAAUAAUAGUGCAAUGAAUUCUUACCGUCCUUCCUCUAUAUCAAGAGUUGCUCUGAAAAAUCAUCCACCCUCUCAAACAUCGACGUGGUAUGCACAAGUACCAGUAAACACCGAUUUUAUAUACUGUGCAACGGAACAUGAACGAUUGUAA